AUGGUCCGGCCGUCGCCCUCUCCCGAUCCCCUUCCCAUUCUUGGCCAAGAUGCGGAACUCUCAUUGGCAGCUACCGAAUUCGAGGUCAUGGCGAGAGGUACGCGACACGACGCCAACCUUAGUUCAAGCCGUUCGAGCAUGCUUCUAGCAAAACGAUUCGGUGAAGGGGCAAAGUAUCAAUUCGACGUCGAUUGGCUCGACGAAUGUGACUGUUGCAAGCAGCACAACAAACGUUGCUAUACUUCCGCCGGGUCCCUGCUGCGCAGCACGUCGUGCUACAAUUGCUACAUCCGUCACUGGACCUGCACAGUCAGCAACAUUAGGGUCAAUCGGAAAUCUACCCCAGCUCCGAGGAAACGAAAGUCAGACGUGACUACGGGGAAACAGACUGCAUCGACGAUUGAGCUGUCUUCUGACUCACGUUUCCCUGCGUUUACGAAGCAGGAGCAUUCUACGCCGAUCACUGCGUCUACAAGCACUUCUCAACGGCGGACGAGCGAACGAGCAGUGAGGCCUCCGCCACACACGCCGGUGCUCGUAACUCCCCUUCCCCAGCAGCCAAAGCCGACUCGUAAGCGCAGAAAAAGGGGCGGGCCAAAAAAACCGGCGGCUGAACAGGCAAGAACGACAAGGUAUCAAUCCGAGCUCAGCUCUCCACCUCAUUCUGACCAGGAACAUCUCUCCAAUGCCAGUGCUUCCAACAACGGUCUGAUUUCCCAAGCCGAUUCAGAGGGGUCUUGCUCCGUGGCCGGGAUCCUUUGCAGCUCGGCAGAGCAGGCACAAGAGCCGGACGCAGAGGAAGGCGGCGAUGGGAUUGAGGAGAACGCAAUCGAGUCGAGCUCAGUUGCAGAAGCACACACUUCCACCUUGAUACAUCUGACAAGAGCGCGGGUCAACACUUUACUGCUCAUCAACGACAUAGCGGUGGCCAUCCAACGAUGCCAACGUCGACUGACGCAAGCGCCCGACAAUGCCGGACUACUCGUCAUCGAGUCAGCUGUUGAUGAGCUCGUCAUUGAGCUGACCAGGGUGGUCAAUCCCAAUCACGCGGCAAUUGUUGACCGGGAAACGACAACAUGGACCCUAGCCCAACCGCUGGAUUACCUGCGGAGAAUCCUCGUCAAGUGCCAAUAUGCGCGCGGAACCGAAAACCUCGACGAGAGAGGUGCCAGGCAGGUAGCUGCUCUUGUGACAUGCGAAACCCUCUUUGAUAGAUGCAUGUCGGUCAUUUCGUCGAUGAAGGUCGAAAGAAGCUUAGUCGGUCCAAUGUUGCUUGGCUUGUCUAGCUAUGCAGGGUCGUCGAAGUCGUCGAGAAAGUUAUAA
This is a messenger RNA of Pseudozyma hubeiensis SY62, 1323 nucleotides long. RefSeq lists its product as hypothetical. The record is from RefSeq and is a predicted model, not a curated record. Lineage: Eukaryota; Fungi; Basidiomycota; Ustilaginomycetes; Ustilaginales; Ustilaginaceae. The transcript has a single exon. The coding region runs from base 1 to 1323 and encodes 440 amino acids.